GUGCCGGAAGCGGAGGUGGUGGCCGCAACGGUGGCUCUGGCGGCUUCGGGUGCGCGGAGAAGCCGGUGGCAAGAGAUGCCGUGGGGGAAUUGAGGCUGAGGAUGGGCUCCAAGGCCAAGAAGCGCGUGGUGCUGCCCACCCGGCCCGCGCCUCCCACGGUGGCGCAGAUUGUGGAGGACGUGCGAGGGGCGCCGGCGCUGGACCCUGUCUUCACCGCCCUGGCCCCGGAAGACCCCCCAGAAGACCCCGAGGCCCAGCAGGAACUCUACCAGCAGAGCCGGACAUAUGUGGCUACCAACGAACACCUGCGGCAGGCCCGAGAUGGACUGAGGCAGAAGUGUGAGGAGCUGCGGCGAGCAGGUGACAGGCUGGAAGAAGAAGUGAACCAGGUGACUGCAGCUGCUUUCUCUGGCUGACCUGUAGGACACCCGAUGGGAAGCACCCAGCAUCUUCCUCAGGGGACUUCAGGGCCUGGUUGGCCUUCCUGAGAUCCCAUGGGCAGCUUGACUCCUGCCUGACACCCCUGCUCCAUCAUUGCAUCCUGCCAGGACACCGGGCUGGUGUGACCUGCACUGUGGGCUCCAGAGUUCUGUCUGCUUCUCUGACCCCAGCUGGGCCUCUGCGGCAGGGACACCCUCUGUCACUGCCUCUACCCCAGUUCUGCUCAGCUGGGGUUGGGGCAAAGGGUUUCCUUCCCCUCAGCUUGGCAUUUCUCCCAAACUGUUCCUCUCUGUUCCCACUUUCCACCCUGGGUCAGACGAUGCCAUGGCCACCGUCCCUACUGCCUGACAUCAUUGUGGUUGAUAGGACUGGGCCCCAGAGAUCCUAACUAUGGUCUCCUGUACCCUGCUGUUGACCUUGCCGGCUCAGCUUGAUUUUUCUUUCCAAGGAAUACAGUUGCCUGGCAGAAAUGUCCCAGAGUCCAAGCAGAGCUGACCCGGGAGGCCCUGUACCACCCUACAUGUAGGAUAAGUUCAGCUCAGUAUGCACAGAACAGUAGCCUGGGCAGGGGACAUUGUUCCUUCUAGACUCAUUCCAGACUUGCCGCUCUAGGGACAUUGGCUUUGUUUUGGGGUCUCAAGGGGCCUUCACCCCUGACCAGCCCUCAUGCCUCUGCUGGCCCCAGGCUAUGCUCACUGGAAAUGGCCUUGACUUGCGGCUCUGGACUCCCCAGGAAUUACUCCUUGUGGGAGCAGCACCUGUGUCAACCUCACUCCAGUGUCUGGGGGUACCUGAUCUGGGGUGUCUGCUCAGCCAGUGUGAAAAGCCCUCCCCCUCCCCCUCUGGACAACACGAAGAUUCACACUGGCUUUAUUUAUUAAAGGUGUAAAUAAGACCAGGA
This is a messenger RNA of Jaculus jaculus (lesser Egyptian jerboa), 1342 nucleotides long. RefSeq names its product chromosome 15 C19orf25 homolog (gene C15H19orf25). The record is from RefSeq and is a predicted model, not a curated record. Bases 102 to 416 code for a protein of 104 amino acids. The transcript is spliced from 3 exons. NCBI's taxonomy places the organism in Eukaryota, Metazoa, Chordata, Mammalia, Rodentia, Dipodidae.